AUGGCUGUGCGGCUGCCGCCGCGCCGCCACGUGGGAUCCCCACGUGGACCGGCGGCGGCAAUCGCGGCGUCACUCACGGCGGCGCCACUUCUCCUCCUCUUCAUGUCCUUCGCCCUUCUCCCGUCCCCCGCGCUAUGCCAAUACUCGACAAUAGGCCUCCCGGUAGCGAUAGUAGGCGGCGGCGUGUACGAUCCCCUCACAGGCGACACGACGUCCCAGGUAUGGGAGAUUAAUCUCCGAACGCGUCGCGAAAUAGGCUAUUCCAGCAAAGCCGACAGCAACGCUAACGCGCAGCUCACUUCCUGCGGCGUCGCGACCGACGGCACGGCCUACUUAUCUUCGGGCGGCUCGUAUCUAAACGCGAUUAACUACACCCUAGACGGCGCGGUGCCGCUACCGCCCGUGGCUCUCCCCGGCGGGUUUUCAGGAACGGUUGUAGCGCUUGGGGGACCUUCCGAGAAUCUUCUGGUGGUAGCGGAUGGGUCGGAGACAGCGGCGGGUGCGGUUUCAGUAGACCGGGUGACGGGCUCGUCGCGCAAGCUCGUCGGAGCGGGUUACCAGUGUCUUUCCGCUUCGUUCUGCUCUUCGCCAGCCGCCUCCCCCUCGGAUUUCCUCGUGCUCACCUGCCACGUCACGGCUGACGAUUCUGACGUGGUGGUCGUUGUGCCGAUAGAUCCGACGACUGGGAAUUUCCAAGCCAAUGCGGCGAUUAAGAUGUUUUCGGCGUCGUACGCGGCGCGGCAGGCCGUCUGUUCUCCCGGCGGCGGCUUCUUAGCCAUUCUCCGGUACGACACGAACAUUCUCUACACGUACGCACUUCCGCUCGCGGGAACCGCGCUCCCGCCGCCGCUAUCGACAACAGUGCUGACGACAGGCACGCCCGGAUCACUCGGCGUUGAUCCGCAGAAUAAGAACGUGCUGGUUACCAGCGCCGCGAAUUACGGCGGCACGUCUACGCUCAUGGCGUCCCGAGGCGCGACCUUUUUGGGGACCAUGGACGCGAUUGGCUACACGGAGGCAGGAGGAUGCGCCUCGGCGGCGUACUUAGGCUCCUUUCAAUACUCCACCGCCGCAUAUGACGGCGGGGAGCUCGCGGUGUAUCCCAGCAGCCCGGCGCUGGCGCUACUCGCGCUUCCCGAAGGCGUAUACGCGAUGGCGCUUGCAGCGGACGGCGCGAUAGAUACCGACACGACGGGAUUCGUGCCGCUCGGGGGUACCGAGUCGGGUUCGAGCUUUUUCUCCAGCGCGGUUUGCGUUCAGAAAUUCGUCGCGAAUCGCUCGCCGCCGUCGCCACCGCCGCCGUCCCCGCCUCCCCCCAGGCCUCCCCCACCGCGCCCUCCGCCGUCCCCGCCGCCGCCCCCUAAUCCGCCCAGCCCGCCGAAGCCGCCGCCGCCAUCACCCCCGCCAAAGCCGCCUCCAAGUCCGCCUCCUCCGCCGAAACCGCCUUCCCCGCCGCCGCCGCCCAAGCCGCCGAGCCCGCCGCCGAAACCGCCGCCGCCAUCUCCGCCGCCGAAGCCGCCGCCCAGUCCGCCUAAGCCACCUCCUCCGCGUCCCCCCCCCUCCGCCUCGUCCCCCUCCUCCUCCGUCUCCCCCCGGCACCACUGGAAUGGUGACAGAUCAAUCCGCCAGCACCGUCACCGACACUUCCGUUCCGCUCAAUUCCCCCCCUCCUCCACUUGCCUCUUCCCCGCCCCCUCCGCUCGUUUCUUCCCCGCCUCCACUUGUCGCGUCGCCCCCUCCGCUCGUCGCUUCCCCGCCUCCACUUGUCGCGUCGCCCCCUCCGCUCGUCGCUUCCCCGCCUCCACUUGUCGCGUCGCCCCCUCCGCUCGUCGCUUCCCCGCCUCCACUUGUAGCGUCGCCCCCUCCGCGCGUCGCCUCCCCGCCUCCACUUGUCGCUUCUCCCCCUCCGCUCGUCGCCUCCCCUCCUCCACUUGUCCCGUCUCCCCCUCCGCUGCUGUCCUCCCCUCCCCCGUCUCCCCCUCCCUCGCCACCUCCCAUCCCCCUUCUUCCCCUUCCCCUUGUCAGCUCUCCGCCUCCUCCUGUGUAUUCUCCACCACCCCCUGUGGAUUCCCCACCUCCCCCGUUGCCUCCGCUCGCGCUAGCGGUCUCGAGCACUCUCUCCCCGCCUCCCCCAGUAGCGCUGCGACGUGCAAGCUGGGAGUGCGGCAGAAGUGCUUGACGCGGCUCGUGUGCCAAGACGCGCUGGACGUGGGAGGGUGCUCGUGCCUUCGCGAGGCUGGUUCGCCGUCGUGCACGAUUACCCGCAAGUGCAUGGUGCCGGCAGCAUGCCCCGUUGAAGCGCUCUGCACAUCUCCCACUGACGGCUCGCCCCCGACCUGCUCCUGUCCGGCGGGCUUUGCACCUCUCAAGGCAGCCGUUGAGGACACUGCGUUCGACUUCUGCGCUCGCACCCGCUGCAGCAGCUCCCUCGCUUUCAUUGGAUUCGACUGUGGUACGGCCGCCAAGCUCCGUGAUUUGAUUGAAGCAGAGUCAUCCAGUGGGGAUUUGUCCGAGUUGCAGCAUUUUAAUUAA
Messenger RNA from Closterium sp. Naga37s-1, 2532 nucleotides. The record is from the annotation of a GenBank genome assembly. Lineage: Eukaryota; Viridiplantae; Streptophyta; Zygnematophyceae; Desmidiales; Closteriaceae.